AUGGAGAAAAAGACUGACCUCGAGCCCGUUGCUCUGCAUGCGGAGCAAACGCGUGAAAGCACCGUUAUAGAGUCCGAAAAGGCAGGAAUUGUCCGUGACUACUCUGGUGCCAUUGUUGUUCUCAAUCCCAUUGAGCAAGCUCUUGUGCGAAAGCUAGAUUAUCGUAUUAUGCCAACAUUAUGGCUGAUGUAUUGGCUCAACUAUUUGGAUCGCAAUGCCAUUGCUCUUGCUCGAUUGAGCAGUCUUGAAGCAGAUCUCAAUCUCUCAGAAACUCAAUACUCUACCUGCGUUUCCAUCUUGUUCGUUGGAUAUAUCUUGGGAGGUAUCCCGUCGAACAUGUUGAUCACCAGAGUCAGACCGUCUUGGUACAUGGGUGGUUGCAUGACACUCUGGGCCAUUGUAUCAACCCUCACCGGCGUUUCACAAAACUUCAUCGGUCUCCUCCUCACGCGUUUCUUCCUCGGUAUCACAGAAGCCCCAUACUACCCAGGCGCACUCUAUCUCCUCUCCAUCUUCUAUACACGUCGCGAAGUAGCAACCCGCAUCGCAAUUCUCUACACCGGCAACAUCCUCGCGACCGCCUUUGCCGGCCUCAUCGCAAUCGGUAUCUUCAAAAUGGACGGUGUAGCAGGCCUCGCCGGCUGGCGCUGGCUGUUCAUCCUGCAAGGCAUCGCCACCUUCAUCGUCGCGGUCUGCGGCACGCAUUUCCUGCCCGACGACCCAUCCGUCACGAGAUGGCUCAUACCAGACGAGCGUGUGCUUGCAAGUGAGAGAAUUAGAGCCGAUACGGUCGAUGAGAAGGGCAAGGUUUCGACGUGGAAGGGACUUAGGGAGGCGAUGAGUGACUACAGAGUGUGGAUUUUUGUGUUCAUGCAGCAUAUGCAUUUGGCUGCUAAUGGAUUUAAGAAUUUCUUCCCCAGUGUGGUUAAGAGUUUGGGAUUCAGUACUGAGAUUACGCUCGCGUUGACUUGCCCUCCGUAUCUGAUUGCAGGCAUCGUCUCCAUCUACUGGUCCUGGCAAUCCGGAAAGUACAACGAGCGAACAUGGCACAUCACAUCCGCCAAAACCGUCGCAAUCAUCGGUUUCGUCAUCGGCUGCGUCUCCAUGAACACUGUUUCUCGCUACAUCUCCAUGAUCGUCUUCUCUAUCGGCACUUAUGCUGUAAACAGUAUCAUCCUGGGAUGGGUUGGUGCUACUUGUGGUCAAACGAAAGAGAAGAGGGCUGUGGCUAUGUCAAUUAUUGUUUCUACUUCCAAUGCUUCGUUCAUUUGGACUCCGUAUCUCUGGGUAGACUUCACAGGCGACAAAUCCUACGUUGUAGCACUUGCCGCGAGCGCAGGCUUCAGCUUCCUUACUGCGGCCGCAGCGUGGGUGAUGCGGUUUGUUUUGGUGAGGACGAACAAGAAGAUUCGACAAGAGGAGAAUGAAGAGGUGUUGUUUUAUGCUUACUGA
This is a messenger RNA of Hyaloscypha bicolor E, 1452 nucleotides long. RefSeq names its product MFS general substrate transporter. Gene Ontology annotation, molecular function: transmembrane transporter activity. The record is from RefSeq and is a predicted model, not a curated record. The coding region runs from base 1 to 1452 and encodes 483 amino acids. Gene Ontology annotation, cellular component: membrane. The transcript is spliced from 8 exons. NCBI's taxonomy places the organism in Eukaryota, Fungi, Ascomycota, Leotiomycetes, Helotiales, Hyaloscyphaceae. Gene Ontology annotation, biological process: transmembrane transport.